AUGGCUUCUCCCAAUGAUCCCCAGAAUAGCCAGCCUCAAUUUGAAAAAACCCAAAAGCAAACGGCACGCAAGAAGUUCGCCAAACCUCCUGUCAAGGUAGCUUGUCUGUCCUGUGCGCGAGUAAGGGGAAAGAAUGCUGCUAUCUCCCUAGCAAACGGGGAGGCCCCCGAAAGAAAAAAGUGGGACAGUCCUCGGGACUGGGCUUGGAACCCUUUCCGGACCCCAGCUUACAGGAAGUUCGAUUCCCUGGCUGUCCCAGGAGCUGGCUUGAGACAUCUCGACUUUCCUCCGCAGGACCAGUCAAUGUUUGACAGUUUAAGGGUUCCCGCUAGUGGGGAUGUAUCGCCUCCGGCGCUAGCUGCGGAACCCACCUCUAAUCGUGUACCCAGCGAGGGCCCUUCACGGGUGAGGGUGUAUGGUAAUGAAGAUGAUAUACUCAAUGGGUAUUACAUAUUUAUCCAUCAAUAUUUCCCGAUAUUCCCUCCUGCACAUUCCCCCAUCACAAUUGACCGCCCCUUGGACUUCCCAGGGAAAUCAUCAAAUCAAAAACUUGGCAUGGACACUCCGUUAGGUUACAUACCGAAGUCGCCCAUCAGUCUCGCAAUAUCCGCCAUUCUGGCCCUCGUCCCCCAUCCAAAGGACCUAAAGCCAUCUUCACCGGAGUCAGUGCGACUUCGACGGUCGUAUGCCCAGUGGUUUUCUCGAGCAUCCUUAGAAAGCGUUGAGACUGAAUCCGAAAUUGCGGAGUCUGGUGCCAACCCUUCCCAAGCCCUUCUCAACGAACAUCCUAUCCCUAAACGACCAUCACUUCACCCGCAUGUCCCCGUUGAAUUAGAGGCCAUUCUCGCACUUCUGAUUCUCAGCGUUUAUGAAUAUGCCCAGCGGGGAAAUCUUGUCAAAAUGCGACACCGUGCUGGUCAGGCUUUUGUUACAGCAAUGAACAUGUCGCUGCAUGCAUUACCACCAGAAGAUAGCAUAUAUGCUGAAGCGAGACGACGCGCCUGGUGGAUGACCGUAUAUUUCGCUGAGACGAGCCUACAGUAUUACUCCGUUUGUCAAGGUUCGAUCGUGAGCACGACUCGCCCUACAAUCAUUCCCAACGACCCGCGCUUCGUGACCCCUUACCCAAAUUUCGCUUCGGACCCAGAUUGCUGGCCGCUGCUGAUGAGAGCCCAGCAUGCCCUUAUCGCUGGGACUCAAUUCAUCAUUGAUCUUAACCAAACCUUAAAAUCCCGAGGUGACAUGUCAUAUAUUUACGAACGGAUGAAGAAGAUUGACGCUUGGAUUCGCCCCGUUUUGGCCCAAGCCAAUACUGCCCCACCUGUGUCUCCUGUGAGUGGAAUAACUGAUUCUGAAGCAAUAACUGCGCAAAGCAUCCGAAAAAUAUGUCUUAUAAAGCUCUCGAGCGCACUCAUCAAAACCCACCGUUUCCGAGCAUUCUUAGAUAUACCCAUUUUUAUUAAAAAGCACUGCGAUCUUACUUGCGCCAGCAUAGGGUAUCUAGCGACUGAGGCCGAUGCACAAGGAAGCUCAAAACAUUGUUGCGCCGAUACCAGCUUAUAUGACAUUCCCCCAAUACCUCUACCGGGCCAAUCCCCAUCCUCCUGCUCGACGACGUCGGAUAUAUCUGGGCCAACUACUUCCUCUUCAACCUGGGUUGACCAGGAUUCGUUUCCAUUCACGAAUCAGCAAUCAACGGAAAUCUGUUUAACCUCAGCUCUCACCAUAGCUCAUAUGUUCCACACCCUCCCCUACCCGGUCCCAGUAUAUGGUGAUAAGGACCUGCUAGAUCUUUCCUCGAGGGCGCAAUCACCUUCCCAUGAGCUCUCAGCUGUUGCUCCGCGGACAAUGCCUUCUUUUGCGUGCUGUGCCAUGCAGAGCAGCUAUGCGAUGCUCAUGCUUUAUUAUAAGUCUCGAGUCGUUGACCAGAAUAUCUAUGUGGAAGGCAGGCCCCUCAACUUUUCUGAAGAAUUAACGGAGGAGCUCCAGUAUGGUUUGGAAUGUGUGAUAUCCGCUGUUAGAAACUAUUCAAGGGUGUUUGAAGCGCUAGAUGGAAUGAGAGGAAAUCGAAAGCGCUUUCAUGAUGGCAUUCGCACAAGUGCAGUAAUUAUGCAGCAGGGCCUAUCACCACUACCUCACACUUCCGCGUCUCGGACCAGCAAGCCUCAGCUCUCCAAUAGAGAAUGA
Histoplasma capsulatum G186AR is the source of this 2187-nucleotide messenger RNA. RefSeq names its product C6 zinc finger domain-containing protein. Bases 1 to 2187 code for a protein of 728 amino acids. The transcript is spliced from 9 exons. NCBI's taxonomy places the organism in Eukaryota, Fungi, Ascomycota, Eurotiomycetes, Onygenales, Ajellomycetaceae. The record is from RefSeq and is a predicted model, not a curated record.